Molecule: messenger RNA, 5092 nt
Organism: Nannospalax galili (Upper Galilee mountains blind mole rat)
Lineage: Eukaryota; Metazoa; Chordata; Mammalia; Rodentia; Spalacidae
Gene: Znf286a
Product: zinc finger protein 286A
Exons: 6
Coding region: 204-1790 (528 amino acids)
Biological process (GO): regulation of transcription by RNA polymerase II
Molecular function (GO): RNA polymerase II cis-regulatory region sequence-specific DNA binding; DNA-binding transcription factor activity, RNA polymerase II-specific
Source: RefSeq, a predicted model, not a curated record
UAGUCCCCCAGGAGUCUCGCGCAUGCGCGACUUGGAGCUGGCCAGAGAAGUUGGUCUUUGUCAGGCCCGGGAUGGGGGGCUCCAGGAUGAGGAGGAAACCCACCUGAUCUGAGCUUUCCACAGAGCUCAGGAGGGGACGAGCACCCUAUGCCUGGUGGACAUCGGGGAGGUCCAGACUGAGCGGAGAGCAGAAGCUUGAGGACAUGGAAGAAGAGGUGGUGAUCAUGGAGACGGAUUUGGACGAAGGGCCUGAGAACAGAGCUCUGUCUUCCUACGACUCUCUCCUUACCCAAGAGAAGAGCACUGCAGAGGGAGAGGUGGCAGCUCUUCGACUUUCAGCCAGAUCCCAGGAAACAGUGACAUUCAAGGAUGUGGCCAUGGACUUCACACCAGAGGAAUGGGGGAAACUGGAUCCUGUGCAAAGGAGCGUGAUGCUGGAGAACUACAGGAAUCUCGUCUCACUUUGGCUUCCCAUUCCCAAACCCGAGAACUACAGUUUGGACAAUGGAAAAGAACUAGUGAAGCUUGAGAAAAGAGAACAUAAAUGCAGCCGUUCAGACAUGGAAACUAGACCUGAGAGCAAGGAUUCUCCUUCAUUGCAAGAGUUUUCCAAAGACGAAUCACACCGGGUCACAGUAGUAGACAAACUGAUAAGAAAUAGUGUCUGUGACUCCAACUUGGAAACAACUCUUGAAUGUGGACAUUGGUUAGAGAGUCAACAAGAAAAUCAGGAGAGACACUUGAGAGACAUGUUCACCCACAUGAAUUCACUCCAUGUAGGAAAAGAUUGCAAGCAUGAUAUAUAUUGGAAAAGUUUCAGUCAGAAAUCUCUCCUUGUGACUGAAGACAGAGGUCGUAAAGGAUCCUAUGCCUUUUGUACAAUUGGAAAAAGAUUGAAGCAGAAAUCAAAUUUAAUUAAAAAACAGAGACCCUACAAAGAGAAAAAACCUCAUAAAUGUGAUGAUUGUGGCGAGCUCUUCACUUACCAUUCAGUGCUUAUUCGACACCAGAGAGUGCAUACUGGAGAGAAACCUUACACCUGCAAUGAAUGUGGGAAAUCUUUUAGCCACAGAGCUAAUCUAACUAAACACCAGAGAACUCAUACUAGAAUUCUCUUUGAGUGUAGUGAAUGUAAAAAAACCUUCACAGAAAGUUCAUCUCUUGCAAUACAUCAGAGAAUUCACAUUGGAGAGAGACCUUAUGAAUGCAGUGAAUGUGGAAAAGGUUUUAACCGAAGCACACAUCUUGCACAGCAUCAGUUGAUUCAUAGUGGAGUGAAGCCUUAUGAAUGUAAUGAAUGUGAUAAAGCUUUCAUUCAUUCAUCAGCACUCAUUAAACAUCAAAGAACUCAUACAGGAGAGAAACCCUACAAAUGUCAAGAAUGUGGGAAAGCUUUUAGCCAUUGCUCAUCCCUUACUAAGCACCAGAGAAUUCACACUGGUGAAAAGCCAUAUGAGUGUAGUGAAUGUGGAAAGACUUUUAGUCAGAGUACACACCUUGUUCAGCAUCAGAGAAUUCAUACUGGAGAAAAGCCCUAUGAAUGUAAUGAAUGUGGAAAAACUUUUAGCCGGAGCUCAAAUUUUGCCAAACAUCAAAGAAUUCAUAUUGGGAAGAAACCCUACAAAUGUGGUGAAUGUGGAAAAGCCUUCAUUCAUUCCUCAGCUCUUAUUCAACACCAGAGAACUCAUACUGGAGAGAAACCAUUUAGAUGUCAUGAAUGUGGGAAAAGCUUUAAGUGCAGUUCAUCCCUUAUCAGACAUCAAAGAAUUCACACUAAUGAACAGUCCUGAAAAUGUAUUGAAUGUGAAGAAAUGGAAGUUGGCUUUAUCACUGUGUUUAAUACUUGAGGGUUUAAGUAAGACGUCCAUGAUGUUUUGAUCUUGGGGACCAAUUGUAUAUACAUACAUGUAAUUUCAUUUGCCUUAUACGUACUAUUGAACUACAGAUGGGAUAUCGCUUAUGCAUGCCCAUCUAUUUGAUAAGUAUGAAACUUCUGGCUAUAGCUAUCAAGAAAACUUUUAUUCCUACUUUUUGAAAUACCUGGUUUUGGAAAUUAAAGAAAUGUUUGGGAGAUAUUAAUACUAUAAACAUUGUGAAAUUCAGUUUUUCCCCCAUUCUUGAUCAUAGCAGAAUCUGCUAUAGCAUUUCAUUUAGCAAAGAACACUUUAUUUUGUAGGUUAGGCUGAGGGCUUAUAUUCUUAUCCUCAGUAAGACACAAAGUUAUUACUCUGAACUCAAAGAGAUCUACUAAUAUAUAUGGUAUCAUUUCCUUAGUAAUGAUAGAAUCUUAAAGCUGAGUGUUGAAAGUUGUUUAGGAUUAUAUCCCACACAAAGGGUGCUAUCUAAAUAACUAUAUUUAUAGCAGCUUCUAAGUUCACAUGGAUUAUAUUCGUCAUUGAUUUAGGAAAUUGCUAUUGCUUUGUUUGGAUAUUCAUUUUCCAGUUCCCUGGGAUUCACUGUGACGUGCACAAUGGAUCAGAAUCUUCACUGUACUUGUUUAUCAAGUCCCUCUUUUCUCAUCUUUACAUUGAUUGAAUCCUCAGUUUUCUAUAAUCAAAUCAUUAGGGAGAGUUCAUUCCUAUACACUAUUCAGCUUUCUGUAAACAAUGCUCUGUUACUAUAAAACAAUCCCUAUGUAUAUUGUAGGCCUGAAAAGCUGAUAGGUUCAAUAUAGACUUUUUUUACCUAUGAUCCCAGUCAAGAAGAGAACUGAGAUACUAUGGCAUACUUUCUUGUCAGGUAUUUUAAAAAAAAAGGAGAACAAAACAAAACCCUCACAGGACAAGUGACUUACCUGAGGAUAAUCAGAUUUUCUUUUCACAUAUUUAAUCACAUUAUUUUGUUGUACUUAGUCUCCAUAUGUGAUUUGUUUUUAUAAAGAAAGAAAGUGAACAAGACAUGAAAUCAGAAUAAUCUGUUAUUGUAAGUUAUAUAGGUUACCAAAGUAAGAGGAUUGGAAAUAAAACAAAUGUUCACAUAAAUAUUUAGUAAAACAAUAUGCAAUGUCAUUUAAAAUAGUCUGUUUUGUAAUCCAAGUUAUAUGGAAAAAAGCUAUAGAAAAUUUUAAAAAAUCAGUUUUUUUUUAAACUAGAAUUCUAGUCUCCUUGGUUCUAUCUUCUAGCUCAUACUCUUGCCCUCUCUUUGUGUUAAUUUCCACUAGUAGACCUUGAGUUUUAUGACCAAAGAAAAUUAGAAUAGAAUUUAAAGAAAUAAUCAUAAUGGAAAGCACUGUCAUGAAGAGUGAAUGGAGUAUAAAUCUGCCAGUGGUGGAAAUCACAGGAAAUAAAGGUAAAAUGACUCUUCACAAAGAGGUUUAAAACCAACAGAGAGUCUGAUUGAAAGGGGUAAAGUUUGGUGGAAACAUUUGCGGUUUGAGGUUGGGCUAGGAGAAUGACUGACUCAAGAAAAGGACUAAACUCUUUCCUUACUUUAGUCAAUAUGGCAUAUGUAAGAGUAGGAUUCCACUAAGUAGGCCCUGGACUCUUAACCAAGUCUUGCCACCACUCAUUUCUAUAAAUUAUAUUGGAACUCGGCUACAUUCAUUAGUUUACAUGCUACCUGAUUGCUUUUGUAUGCAACAUCAGAAUUGAGUAACUGCUGCAGAGAUUGCAUCUUCUAUAACCAAAUAUCAUUUUGAAUUUGAGUAGCUUACAAACAAUAGAAAUUUAUAUCUUAGGAUCCAAGGGGAAAAUUAAAGUUAGGUUUGAAACUUUGCACUGGAGAUCAAGAUAGCAACAGAUAUGGGUCUGAUGAAGGGCUACUUCUUCUGUUCAUGAAAGGUACUUCUGUCCUUACGGAGUGAGGUAAGGACUUUAGCCUCUUCAGUUGCUUCUAAGCACAUUGAUCCCCUUCAUGAUCUAAUGACCUCUCAAAAGUCCUACUUAAUACCAUUACACUGGUGAUAAAGUUUCAAUAUUUGAGUUUUGAAAAGUCAUAUUUGUUCCCUUAGAUCAUCCCCUAAAUCCUGUAAUGUUUGUUGUUUGACUCUUUACAGAAAAUGUUUGCUGACUCUGAGCUAGAGCACCCAUGUCAGGGGGUGGAGAAGGAGGAUAAAGCCAGUAGAAAAUCAGGAGUGGGAACAUUAUAAUGAUGGUGAACUGGCUCUUCACUUGGGACUAAAGCCAUUCUAGUUAUCCUUUAGGACAGACUUGUAAGCAGAGCAGGGUGAAUGAAUACAGCCAGUGGGACUACUUGGGAACUCAGUAGUCCUCUUACUCUAGUUGAGUUUUUAAGUUACAGAAUAUUGAAAGCAGUCAGGUAGGGAAAUAAGAGAUGUGAAAUCCUAAUCUUAGGAUUUCACUAUAGUAUUUCAUGAAAACUUUCAGUAUCCCAAAAGCUUGGAUGAAACAAAAUUCAUUUUGGAGGCCAAAAUCUGACUAAUGAAGUAGACUGAUGACCUGGAAUUUUCAAAGUUGAGUUUGAUUUCUUCCACUCUUAUCAAAUACGUGACCUUGAAAAACUAUGUAAGUAGAAAAUGACAGUACUUAUAAAGAAACUGGUGUAACGAAGAGACCAUACAGACAGCCCCACCAUCCAUUGCCUCUGACUUGCUCACGCCCUCUCAGUCUCUACCAUUCUCACUAUAAAUAUGUAUCAUUUAUUCUAUAUUUAAAAAAAUAAAUUUUUAAAUGAAGUAAAUAUCAGAAUAAAUUACUUGAGUUUGUCUUGUCCACCUUUGGUUUACAGAUUUAGACUUGUGAACAUAAUUGCUUUCUGGCCUCUUAAAAAUUGAGCUACAUCUCUCUGGUUUUGCUUCCAUUGAUAUGGUUUCUUAGACAUUUUAUUUUUUUUAAGACUUUGUGGAACCUACUGACUUUUCCUUCCGAGUAGCACUUACAGAAGUUAUAUGAUGGUUUGAGAACUCAAGUUUGUAACCAGAAUGCAGCUUAAAGCACACUAAAGUAUGUGCUUUACAUUAGCUUCAUGGGAAACUUUGACCCUUUGCAUUUCAGUAUUUGUUCUUUUUAUGCCUAAUUUACAACCUGUGUGUUUGUAUGUAUUCUAAUAUGAAUCUUGAAAGUUUUAAUUAUUUGCCUUUUGAAUGUUUUGGUACCUAUGAACAAAAUUUGACUGCUCUAAUGGCCUACUACCA